This is a messenger RNA of Pseudomyrmex gracilis, 1179 nucleotides long. RefSeq lists its product as uncharacterized. The record is from RefSeq and is a predicted model, not a curated record. The transcript has 6 exons. Bases 51 to 1157 code for a protein of 368 amino acids. NCBI's taxonomy places the organism in Eukaryota, Metazoa, Arthropoda, Insecta, Hymenoptera, Formicidae.
GGUUAGGUAUAACAACGCGCAACAUGUAGAAAUCACAUCGUGCACAGCUUAUGCAAAACAUGAGUGAAACAGAAUUGCGAGUAGAAUUGAGAGAAGCCGCUUUGACGAAGCGAAAAGAGAAUCGCGAGUUAACAUGGAACAAGAAUCGCAAAAAUUUAGGAGAGUAUCCUCGAGACGAACUGUUUUCCGUUGAGUAUAUUAACGAAAAAGUAAAGCUUCUAAAAAAACAACGAUUAUCUCUGGAGGAUUACAGAUAUUUGCCCAAUGCUCUUAUUCAGUCUGAGGAAAAUAUAAAUGCCUUUCUAAAAGUAGAUCAGAGUUUAUCAAGUUUAAUAAGUCAUCUUUCGGGUAACGAUCCAACUCUUCAAUUGUAUGCAGCCAAUUGCUGCUGUAAUAUUUCUCUUGGAAACACAAAAGCUUGCACAGCUCUGGGAAAAGCCGUUAGUUCGUAUCUGGUUGCCGAGUUGGAAACUCUUAACUAUGCAUUGUUGGAUGUUUGCAUUUGGACAAUUGGUAAUUUAAUAGCAGGAAGCAAGAAGGCCUUUGAUAUUCUACAUUCACAGUAUUGUUUGAAAUACUUGAUAUUAUUGUUGCACAAAUCUGACCGCUCUAUUCUUUCUUCUGUAAUAUACGCACUUUUACACUACGUACAUGUGGGAUUUUAUGAGAUACCAGAAAAUCAAUUGUCAGAGCUUGUACAAGUUCUCAUAAAGCCAAAUUUUUUAUAUGAGAGUCCAAAUUCGAUUUGGUUGUUAGCUUUACUAUCUUCUUCAGCAAUAUGCACUACAAAUUUUUAUUCCAUUCUGCCUCAAGUUGUUGAUUAUCUUCAUUCAACAUUUUCAUCCAACAAUGGAACAGCUCAUUGCAGUGAGGUUACAGCAUCCAUACGUAUAUUAGCUAACACACUGCAUAAUUCUUGCGAAGAAGAUAAAGUUGAUAUUCUUCUAAAGAAUCCAAAAUAUUCACAGGAAGAUCUAUGUCUUUUAUUGAAUAAAUUGUUAUGUCAUCAAUAUAUACACGUCAGAAAGGAAACUCUCUGGUUAAUAGGAAAUUUGUAUAAUCACAGAUCGUCCGGUAUUAAUGCGAAUGUGAGAAAUCUUAUAGAGUUUUUGCCAAGAAUUAAUCAGGCUGUUCUCUCAAUUAAACAUUAUGCAUAAACACAAACGGAUGUUGACAAAA